Nerophis lumbriciformis (worm pipefish) is the source of this 2853-nucleotide messenger RNA. The record is from RefSeq and is a predicted model, not a curated record. Lineage: Eukaryota; Metazoa; Chordata; Actinopteri; Syngnathiformes; Syngnathidae.
AUGAGUGUGUGGCCUGGAGUUUUGGCUCUGUCUCUGGUGCUGCAUCAGCUGUUGAUCACUGCUACAGCUCAAGGGAUUGUGUAUGACCUCCUGGUGUCACCGGAUUGCUUGCCAGACUUGCUCCAAGGAAACUUAAAGAAUAAAGGGCGGGAUGAGGCCUUCUUACUCUCCUCCUUCAAACUUCAAAACAAGGCCCCUACAUCACUUUAUAGUGUCAUUAACCCCUCAGACAACAUCAAGUACCUGGAGCUCAAUGUUCAAGCCAAACUGAGUAAAGUCACUCUGCGGUAUAAGAAGACUGACGGCAGAUACACUACAACCAGUUUCAAUCACGGUUCUCUGGCCGAUGGCAAUGACCACCAUGUGAUGCUUCAUGCUAGCGGUCUGCAACGCGGGCCCCCUCGCCUCAACAUUUACGUGGACUGCAGGCUGGCUCACACACUGGAUGACCUGCCAGCUGCCUUUGGGUCCAUCCCGCGCAGUCCGAAUACAGUGGCACUUCGGACACUGCAGGGUGGGGUCACCGACAUGAAACUGGUCCUUGAUGACACCGUAGACAACGUAGCAACACUUCAGGACUGCAUCCUGGAUCAGAGCGAUCCUGUCAAGCUAUUAAGUUUUCAGGCAAGCAGAAGCAUUCAGGAGCAGACCACGAUGCAAGAAUUAAAGCUUAUGCUAGCUGAGAUGAAGGACAUGCUUAAUCAGCAGAUAAAAGAGACCAACUUUCUGAGGAACACCAUCACAGAGUGUCUUCCUUCUGGUCUUGGUGGAGGUCCAACCAACCCAGGAUCACCUCCAGGCCCAGGCCAGUACACCAUGCCUCCUUCCUGUCCACCUGGAACGUGUUUCCAGCAGGACAUGUGCAUCCCAUCUUCAACGGGAGGGUACCAGUGUGCUCCCUGUCCUGAUGGAUAUACAGGGGAUGGGGUUUUUUGUGACGACAUAGACGAGUGCCAAUUCAAUCCAUGUUAUCCUGGUGUAAAGUGUGAGAACACUGCACCUGGGUUCCGAUGUGGCAAAUGUCCUUUGGGAUAUGACGGACCAGAACUGACUGGAGUUGGACUAUCCUAUGCUCAAACCAACAAGCAGAUGUGUGAGGAUAUCGAUGAGUGCCUAAACCCGCCUAAAUUCGGAGGUUGCACAGCCAACUCCCACUGCAUCAACACCAAGGGCUCCUUCCUCUGUGGAGAAUGUAAAAAUGGCUUCACAGGUGACCAGGCGAGCGGCUGCCAGGGAACCAGGCUCUGUCCCAAUGGUCAGCCCAACCCAUGCGAUGCCAACGCAGAGUGUGUUGUGGAAAGAGAUGGCAGCAUUAGCUGUGUGUGUGGUGUUGGUUGGGCAGGCAAUGGCUAUAAAUGUGGAAAGGACACCGAUAUUGAUGCACAUCCUGAUGACCCUCUUGACUGCCCAGAAAACAACUGUAAUAAGGACAACUGUGCGCUUGUCCCAAAUUCCGGCCAGGAAGAUGCUGACGGUGAUGGGAUAGGUGACGCCUGUGAUGAGGAUGCAGAUAGCGAUGGCAUUAGUAACUUAGAUGACAACUGCUGGUUGAUUCCUAAUGUGGACCAAAAGAACAGCGACAAGGAUCACCAUGGCGACGCCUGUGACAACUGCAGAACAGUGGAAAAUCCAUCCCAAAGAGACACAGACAAAGAUGGGCUGGGAGAUGAGUGUGAUGAUGACAUGGACGGAGAUAAUUUGAAGAAUAAUGAGGACAAUUGCCCUCGCAUGGCUAACCUGGACCAGAAAGACAAAGACAAUGACGGCGUGGGAGAUGCCUGUGACAGCUGUCCUGACGUGGCCAACCCUAACCAGUCAGAUUCGGAUGAUGACCUUGUAGGAGAUACCUGUGAUGACAACAUAGACACUGAUGGAGAUGGUCAUCAGAACACCAAAGACAACUGUCCCAAUGUCAUCAACUCUUCUCAGUUGGACACAGACAAGGAUGGCAUGGGAGACGAAUGUGACGAUGAUGACGACAAUGACGGCGUCAAGGAUGAUGAGGACAACUGUAGAUUGGUCGCCAACCCGGACCAAAAGGAUUCAGAUAACGACAAAGUGGGGGACGCAUGUAAAGGCGACUUUGACAAAGACAAUGUCAUCGACAUCGUCGACCGCUGUCCAGAGAAUGCUGAAGUCUCCUUGACGGAUUUCAGAGCUUAUCAAACCGUCGUUCUGGAUCCAGAAGGUGACUCGCAGAUCGAUCCAAAUUGGGUGGUUCUCAACCAGGGGAUGGAGAUAGUUCAGACCAUGAACUCUGACCCAGGCCUGGCUGUAGGCUACACAGCUUUCAGUGGUGUAGACUUUGAAGGAACGUUCCACGUCAACACUGUAACAGAUGACGACUACGCCGGCUUCAUCUUCGGUUACCAGGACUCGUCGUCCUUCUACGUGGUCAUGUGGAAACAGACGGAGCAGACCUACUGGCAAGCUGCUCCUUUCCGAGCCGUGGCCGAGCCCGGAAUUCAACUAAAGGCGGUAAAGUCCAAAACUGGACCUGGAGAGUAUCUUCGGAACUCCCUGUGGCACACCGGAGACACUCCGCAGCAAGUUCGUCUUCUUUGGAAAGACCCCAGGAAUGUCGGCUGGAAAGACAAAGUGUCCUAUCGAUGGUUUCUCCAGCAUAGACCACAAGUUGGUUAUAUCAGGGCUCGGUUCUUCGAGGGCUCGGACCUGGUAGCCGACACUGGCGUGACACUUGACACCAGCAUGAGAGGCGGCAGGCUAGGUGUCUUCUGCUUCUCCCAGGAGAACAUCAUCUGGUCCAACCUCAAGUACAGAUGCAACGACACCAUUCCUGAUGACUACAACCAGUUCAGUCCCUCAUCAACUGAUGGUUAUGAUAAAUCAUAA